UUGAAAUAAAGUGUAUUUCCGGCGCCCUGUAUCUAACUUGACGCACCUCCCUGGAGCUCAGCGUCCCGCAUCCAGAGAGCGGUCCAUCCCCAGCACACACAGGUGCACUGUUUCUUUAUUCUAAUUGAGGUGGAGUAAGGUUGCCAUCAUGGGGGAACUGUUCCGAAGUGAGGAGAUGACCCUGGCUCAGCUCUUUCUCCAGUCAGAGGCAGCCUACUGCUGUGUCAGCGAGCUUGGAGAACUGGGCAUGGUCCAGUUCAGAGAUCUAAAUCCAGACGUAAACGUGUUCCAGCGUAAAUUUGUGAAUGAAGUGAGGAGAUGUGAGGAGAUGGACAGGAAACUAAGGUUUGUGGAGAAGGAGAUCAAGAAAGCUAACAUCCCAACUGUGGACACUGGAGAGAAUCCAGAGGUGCCUUUUCCCAGGGAUAUGAUUGACCUAGAGGCCACCUUUGAGAAGCUGGAGAACGAGCUGAAGGAGAUCAACACCAACCAGGAAGCACUGAAGAAGAACUUCCUGGAACUGACGGAGCUCAAACACAUCCUCCGUCGAACACAGCAGUUCUUUGAUGAGAUGGAGGACCCCAACCUGCUGGAGGAGUCAUCGGCCCUGAUGGAGGGCAGUGAGGGGGGUCGUGGGGCCCCGCUUAGACUGGGGUUUGUGGCUGGAGUGAUCAGCAGGGAGCGGAUUCCCACCUUUGAGAGGAUGCUGUGGAGGGUGUGUCGUGGAAAUGUCUUCUUAAGGAAGGCAGAGAUUGAGGACCCUCUGGAAGACCCCACCACGGGAGACCAAGUCCACAAAUCGGUGUUCAUUAUCUUCUUCCAAGGUGACCAGCUGAAGAACAGGGUGAAGAAGAUCUGUGAGGGGUUCCGUGCCUCACUGUACCCGUGUCCAGAGACCCCACAGGAGAGGAAGGAGAUGCUGGCUGGAGUCAACAGCCGCAUCGACGACCUCCAGAUGGUGCUGAACCAAACAGAGGACCACCGUCAGCGAGUGCUGCAGGCUGCCUCCAAGACUAUGCGAGUGUGGUUCAUCAAGGUGAGGAAAAUGAAGGCCAUCUACCACACACUCAACCUCUGCAACAUUGAUGUCACCCAGAAGUGUCUGAUUGCUGAGGUGUGGUGUCCCGUCUCAGACCUGGACUCCAUCCAGUUCGCUCUGCGCAGAGGGACGGAGAGGAGUGGCUCCACGGUGCCGUCCAUCCUCAACAGGAUGCAGACCAAGCAAACUCCACCUACCUUCAACAAGACCAACAAGUUCACGUCAGGCUUCCAAAACAUUGUUGAUGCCUAUGGCAUCGGGAACUACCGGGAAAUCAAUCCAGCUCCGUACACCAUCAUUACUUUCCCCUUCCUGUUUGCGGUGAUGUUUGGUGACAUGGGUCAUGGCCUGCUGAUGACUUGUGCUGCUCUAUACCUGGUCAUCCGAGAGAGUCGCCUCCUCGCCCAGAAGAGUGAUAAUGAGAUGUUCAACAUGGUGUUUGCUGGUCGCUACAUCAUCCUGCUGAUGGGGAUCUUCUCCAUCUACACCGGCGUCAUUUACAACGACUGCUUCUCCAAGUCACUCAACAUGUUUGGCUCUGGAUGGAGCGUCAGACCCAUGUUUAGCUCAAAAGGAGCCAACUGGACGUUUGAGACACUUGAUGGAAAUGCAGUUCUGCAAUUAGACCCUGCGGUUCCUGGUGUGUUUAACGGGCCUUAUCCACUCGGAAUCGACCCGAUCUGGAAUGUUGCCACCAACAAGCUGACCUUCCUUAACUCAUUCAAGAUGAAGAUGUCUGUGAUCCUGGGCGUCAUCCACAUGCUGUUUGGAGUGUCUCUCAGUCUUUUCAACCACCUGUACUUCAAGAAGCCGCUGAACAUCCUCCUGGGCUUCAUCCCAGAAAUCGUCUUCAUGGCAAGCCUGUUUGGCUACCUCGUUCUGCUCGUCUUCUACAAGUGGACAGCCUACGAUGCCUUCACCUCCAAGGACGCUCCCAGCCUGCUGAUCCACUUCAUCAACAUGUGUCUUUUCAACUACAACGACCCCACGAACAAACCCCUCUACAGGGGACAGAUGGGGAUCCAGGUUUUGUUGGUGCUGAUUGCCCUUGCAUGUGUACCCUGUAUGCUGAUUGUGAAAACUAUGGUGCUUCGGCGUCAGCACCUGUGGAAAAAGCACCUGUCCCAGAAGAGGGAAGAAACCCCUGCAGAGAAUCUAGAGCAGUCUUUAGAGCAAACAGGCGUGUCCUCAUCAUGCACCGGACUCACCCAACAGGGCACGCAGAAGUUCGGAGGGGUGCGGGUGGGCAACGGGCCCACGGAGGACGAGGCUGGCAUCAUGGACCACGACCAGCUCUCCCAGCACUCAGAGGAAGGAGAUGAGCACUCAGAGGAAGAGCCGUUUGACUUUGGUGAUGUAGCUGUACAUCAGGCCAUCCACACCAUAGAGUACUGUCUGGGAUGCAUCUCCAACACAGCUUCCUAUCUGCGCCUCUGGGCCCUCAGCCUGGCUCAUGCACAGCUGUCAGAGGUGCUCUGGUCCAUGGUGAUGCACCUGGGUCUGUCCUCUCGGAGUGGUGGCGGGUUCUUCGGCCUGUCCAUCAUCUUCUCGGCCUUUGCCACCCUCACUGUUGCCAUCCUGCUCAUCAUGGAGGGACUGUCAGCAUUCCUGCAUGCCCUGCGUCUGCACUGGGUGGAGUUCCAGAACAAGUUCUACUCUGGCCAGGGCUUCAAGUUUGUCCCCUUCUCGUUUGAGAGCAUCCUGGAGGGUCGAUUUGACGAGUGACCAGGCCUCAGGCCCUGAAGGAUGAGCCAGCAGAGUCCCCAGCCUUCCCUCCACUUGUGUAUGUGUUUGUGUGCAUGAGAUUAAGCGCAGCUCUCUUCCACCCUCUAGUGAUCAUUUGUGAAAUUAUUAUUGUGUAUGAGCUAUAAUGUAGUCCUUGUAAAAGGUUUUUCCUCUACACACGUGCCAAACUGUACCUAUACUGGAGCUUCUAUUGCUGUGGGACAGUACUAUCACUGUACUCACACUCAGUCACUCAGUGUGUUGUGACAUCUAAGAUAUCCAUCACCAAAUGAAUCUGGAUUGGAGGUGGAAAUAGACAAAUCAUGAGUGUGGUGGCACCUCACUUGUAGUUUCUGUAAUGCUAACAUAUGCAGAGGAUCCUUACACCAAGAAAAUAAUCCAGAAGUACUGUGACACAGAUUAUAUUUAGAAAGUAUAGUCAUCAUUAGAAUGAAGGUUAGAAUGUAGAACACUGAAACUAAACUCUGCCCAGAAGUCUCUUCUGUUCUGUGGUGUUCCCACUCCAACGACAAACCUGUUUCCUGUCUAACACACUGUGUGCACUAUGUUCUUGCUGACAUAGUGUGCACAUUUCAACAGGGAAAUGUUACUGACUUACAUUUGCACAUUGUGACAGUUUGGGACAGUUAGUCAGUGGAAAAACCUUUACAGAUCCACCCUGCUUGUCGUUUUGUUGUGUAAUCAGAGAAUCUACAUAGAAACACUGCAGACAUCCCAGUGUUUACUCAUCCCAGAGCUUUAAAUGUUACUGCUCCACUCUGUCUUCAUCCGAAAGAAUUUAAAAAUCAGUGCUCAGGGAUGACAAUAAACUGAGAUGUAAGACAGAACUGUUCUCUGGUACAUCUGUAUACAGGAGCUAGUAGACACAGUAUUAAAGGCCCACUCAUGUACUGUAGAUUGCUGAUAUUUGAACUGCCAGUUCAGAGAAUCAGUGUAUGGGUCAAAUGGAUGUAUUGAUUUAUUAUCGAAAACAAAGCUGUUCCUGGUGAAAUGAAGGCAUGAUGUCCUCUGUGCUGUGAUGUGUAUCUGUGCUCAUUCUGUGUGAACUGUUGUAAACCAGUCAAAGAACUGAACUGAUGCACUGAGUCUAAAAAAUCUCAGUUAAUUUAUGUACAAUCAUGUUGUUGCUUCAGAAAUGUGGGAAAUAGUGACACGUGAAAGAAUUGUGACACACUAUUGUCCAUCCACUUUGUUUCUUUGUAAAACGUACACUACUUUUUCCACAUAUCUUAGCUUUCACUCACACAGUACUGCCGCUGGACACCCAUUAUCAGUUAAAUAUGGUGAUUUAAAGUGUGCCAUGCUGCACUGAAACGUCUCUCUUCUCUUCAAACCAAGGCUUACUUUAGAUUUACAUUCACGAUCAUGUUGGUCUGAUAAUUAAAGUUAUUAAUAUAGUACUUCAUUUUCUUUGUCUUUAUCAUUUUUUGUGUUUGAGUUUUUACAUGGGAUCAUUUACAUUCUAUAGCAAAUAGAAAUGACACAUGUAUCUCAUGUUUCUCAGUGACUGGUGAUGUGGAAGGUAAUAUGUUUGUGACCGGUAAUAAACAGAGAGGUGGGGAUUCA
Molecule: messenger RNA, 4351 nt
Organism: Larimichthys crocea (large yellow croaker)
Lineage: Eukaryota; Metazoa; Chordata; Actinopteri; Sciaenidae
Gene: atp6v0a1b
Product: ATPase H+ transporting V0 subunit a1b
Exons: 22
Coding region: 149-2764 (871 amino acids)
Biological process (GO): proton transmembrane transport; vacuolar acidification
Cellular component (GO): vacuolar proton-transporting V-type ATPase, V0 domain; plasma membrane; vacuolar proton-transporting V-type ATPase complex
Molecular function (GO): proton-transporting ATPase activity, rotational mechanism; ATPase binding
Source: RefSeq, a predicted model, not a curated record